GCACAGGCGGUACGGUUGCUCAGUCAGGGGCCCCCGCGUCUACCGAUCGUCGUCAAAAAAGCUACCGAGCGCGGAUGAAGAUAUCGGAGGUCCUUGAUAUCCUUAGUUCAAGGGAUUCUCUUGAUGCACAUGAUUUCGGGAAGCCCCUUGAAAAGGAUGAUGACGGACUAUUGAGCUACCAUCCCGAGAGACUUCCCUCCGCAAAGGCUGUUGAAUUAUUUACCGAGCGAAGCAGCAGCGGCGGUCUCCCGGUCAACCUUCUGAACAUCGGCUGUCUGAAAGAAAACGCUAUUCCGGUGUGCUUCUCCAAUGAUAAAGACUACGGCCUGAUGCGUACGCGCACCGAUAACGGCAAGUCAGAGAAGCAGGAAUGGCGCGACCUGGACGACUGUCUAACGUUCCAGCUCCUCGCGUCCAAAGGCGCUGCGCAUCUCCAGCACGUCGAUCGCCAUGGCGUUUACACCACUGCGCUGACGGAGCAGGGCAAGAAGCUGUGGCUGGCGUGGCCGGGUCUAUCGCUCGAGGAGCUUGAGAGCCGCCAUGUGCCCGACGGCGGGGUAGCCAUCUUGAUCGACGAGGGGGAUAUGCUGAUCCAGCCUUAG
This is a messenger RNA of Fusarium redolens, 602 nucleotides long. RefSeq lists its product as uncharacterized. Lineage: Eukaryota; Fungi; Ascomycota; Sordariomycetes; Hypocreales; Nectriaceae. The transcript has a single exon. The record is from RefSeq and is a predicted model, not a curated record. Bases 75 to 602 code for a protein of 175 amino acids.